Messenger RNA from Oncorhynchus masou masou (cherry salmon), 1311 nucleotides. Its product is annotated as cilia and flagella-associated protein 47-like. The transcript has 8 exons. Bases 1 to 1311 code for a protein of 436 amino acids. Gene Ontology annotation, biological process: sperm axoneme assembly; cilium assembly. Lineage: Eukaryota; Metazoa; Chordata; Actinopteri; Salmoniformes; Salmonidae. Gene Ontology annotation, cellular component: cilium. The record is from RefSeq and is a predicted model, not a curated record.
AUGCUGCAGGUGGAGAAGAGUCAGGAGAACCUCAUUCAACAGUUCUCCUUUAGGACCAACCCCAGCUCAGACAACAACACCAGUCUUUCUACAGAUAGGUUGAAUGGUGGAACUGACUGUGGUGAGUGGGAGGACAGCGACCUUCACUGUGAUCCUGCAGAUGAGUGUGGUGUGAAUGAGUUCUUCAGUCCUGUCGGGAGUGUGAGUCUGGCUGCUGGACAGACAGAAACCAUAGAGCUCCACUACCUGCCCUUCCACCUGGGGAGAAGACACUGCUCCGUCCUGCUCGUCAGCCAGCAGGUUGGUGAGCAGGUGUAUCUUGUGGAGGGGACAGCAGAUCUUCCCCUGUCCUCCCCUCUGACCACAAAGCCCAGUCCAAAUGUAGUCCAUGUUAGCAGCGCCACCUCUGAUGGUGCUGAUCCCAGGCCUGCGGUGAACCUGCGUUGCGGCGUGGGCAGCACCCUGGAUGAGGUGGUGUGUGUCCCCCUGGUGAACGGGCUGUGGGAGCGGGCGCUGGCCACCGUGGGGCAGCAGAGGAUGAGCCCUGUGGAGAAGAAGAGGCGCAGCCUCACACACACUCUGGACAGCAGCACCGUCCGGGCCGGGGUGGCGGCCGCCGCACUCACCACCCCACAGUCCCUGCUGGUCCCUGGUCCAGUCCAGUCCCAGGUGGUAGAGUACCAUGUGGAGGUUUCUCUACCGGAACACUUCCUCUUCCCUCAUACCAUCACUCUGCCAGUGGCCAGGGACGCACGGGUCACACAGGACAACCUCACAGACUCUGAGGUGGUGAUGGUACCACUGAGGUUCCAUGCCCACGUGGCCGGUCGGUUCCGGUGCCAGCUGGUUCUGCAGUCGUGGCGUGACAUCAGAGUCUACCUGCUGGAAGCUGUGGUUACCGCAGAGGGAGGACACGCCCAGCUAGAGUUCACCACGCCCGCUCACCUGUCUGUCACUCAGGACAUCCCUCUGAUCAAUGAGAGCAGACAGGACUGGCGUCUGCGAGGCUUGGUUAGUGGCUGUGGUUUCUACGGCCCUCCUGUGGUGUACAUACGGGCCGGGGAGAAGACCUGUUACCCCCUUACCUUUAGACCCACCACACAGAGCAUCGUCACGGGCAGGCUGUCCUUGCUGAAUGACACAGAUGGGACGGAGCACAGCUUCACCCUGAGAGGGGUGGGGGAGCGGUCCCUACCCCUGGACCACGUGGUGAUACACUGCUCUGUCAGACAGGUCACACACAGCACCCUGCAGGUCCCCAACUACAGCCAGCACCCCCUCACCUGUCAGGUAGAUACACUAUUACUAUAG